CACAGUUUAAAAUAUACCGUAAAUAUACGGUGAAAAGGUAUGUGAUAAAAAAUUUUGAUUUGAUUGAUAAAAAAUGUUGAUCCUACGCAACAUUUGCUGGCUGCAGCGACGCUGGAAAAGUGGAGGGAAGAAGCGAUGGAAUGUCCUGCAGAACAAGAAAAACAACUGCGACCGGGCCUUAGAAAGCUUCGAUGACUUCUACGGCUCUGUGUACGGCGGACGGUGGAAGAACAUGCGAGCCGCGUUGCUCACGAGGCACAAGUACAUUGCUAUGGUGAACAAUUUCGGGGACACGGAACAGACCUGCAGCAUGCUGGAAACGGAUGGGGCCAUCAACAUGAAGUCCCUCAUCAAUUUGGCUCAGGAACGUCUUCAGGGGACAGACCCGGCGCUGAAGGGCCAGGGCCAGAAUCGUUACGAAAUAGACGACAAACUUGAUGCUUUGCUGAGAAAGCAACAGGAACGCGAGGUGGCGUCGAUUUAUCCCAGCGCUGGAGAGGGUGGCGCGGCUGUUCAGAUGCCACAACAACUGAAGUACGACAAUGUCGAGGAAAAGGAGGAGUCACAAACAGAGUCGCCGGACUUUAAGCAGAGCCUGACAAAAGCGCUGGAGGAAGAUGUUAAACUGGAUGAGCACCGCCUAGUCGAUCCUCAGUUCGGCACCGGCGGCCUGUACGAGUAUAUGCCUGCGCACAGCAUCAAGGGAAUGGAGGACUGGGUGGCAGAGUCGGAGCACUACAAAUACUAUCAGACCAGUGCGGACUUUCCCCUCAGGAUAGAGCCGGAAACUUCGUUUCACUUUCCCGAACACUUGGCCCUUUACACCUACGAGAUGGGAAACUGCUCGGACUUCAAGGCCCCGAAGAAAUGCCUCACGGGCGUCUCCUCUCAUUUCCUGAUGGAUGGCGCCUCCACCCUGCCCCCACUCUUCCUGCAGGUGCAGCCCGGCGAAAAGGUGUUAGAUGCCUGUGCCUCGCCGGGUGGCAAGUCCCUGUUGCUGCUGCAGACACUGCAUCUGGACCAACUGGUGUGCAACGAUAUCCAGGAGUCGCGACUGAACAGACUGCGCCGACUCAUGCAGGAGUUCCUGUUUGACUACAAGCAGCGGUCGGCAGCAAGGCAUCUGAUCUUCAGCCAGAGUGAUGCACGCAAUCUAGACGAGUACGAGCAGUACGACAAAAUACUGGUGGAUGUGCCCUGCACCACCGAUCGACAUGUGGUCAUGGAGCAGGACAACAACAUCUUCAAGCCGUCGCGUAUUAAGGAGCGACUGCGCAUACCCGAGCUCCAGGCGGGCAUUUUGACAAACUGUUUGCGCCUGCUUCGACCCGGCGGCAGCCUCGUCUACUCCACCUGCUCGCUAUCUCCCAUUCAAAACGAUGGCGUGGUCCACAUGGCCCUGCAGAAGGUCUUCGUCGAACAUGGCAUCACUGCCACCAUCAAAGAUCUGAGCCGACACACGGAGCUCUUUUCGGAUAUUUUCAAGUUUGAGCAUCCCAAGGGUCUCAAAUAUGGACAAAUGGUGAUACCCUAUCUGCCAGCAAACUUUGGCCCAAUGUAUUUUAGUAAAAUUACAAGAAAUGUAUGAAAAUGUAUUUUCCUGAAUAGAAACUGAGGCGUAAA
Drosophila pseudoobscura is the source of this 1623-nucleotide messenger RNA. RefSeq names its product 5-methylcytosine rRNA methyltransferase l(2)10685. Gene Ontology annotation, biological process: rRNA methylation. Gene Ontology annotation, molecular function: RNA methyltransferase activity. Gene Ontology annotation, cellular component: mitochondrial large ribosomal subunit. The record is from RefSeq and is a predicted model, not a curated record. The coding region runs from base 74 to 1588 and encodes 504 amino acids. The transcript has a single exon. NCBI's taxonomy places the organism in Eukaryota, Metazoa, Arthropoda, Insecta, Diptera, Drosophilidae.